AUUGACUCGAUAACCAACGUACUUAAAAAUUCAGUUCUUGGAAGUUAGAAUUAUGCAUAUGUUAGUAAUCCUAUUUUGGUGUCUAUCGCUGCUUUUAACUGCCUCUUGUGAGAUUGGAUGCCGAGAUGAAAAUAACGAUCUAGUGGAUUGGUAUUAUCUUUACAAGCUACCACACGAAGAAUUUGAUCGUAAAUCGCAAUCUACCGGCUUCCGAUAUGCCUUUUUGACUUCAGCUGAAAGAUCGACACAGUGGAAACUUUCGGAACGUACAGUCAAUGAUAGUAAUAGUAUUCCUGGUAACACAUUAGAACCUGUGUUGCUUGAAGGUACGGAUGUCUUAGCUUUGCUGUAUAACGAUGAGCCACCGGAAAACAAAACCGAUGGAUUGCGAGGUCAUACUAAGGGUGUUGUAGCUACGGAUGGCCAAAGUGGCUUUUGGUUAGUCCAUUCCGUUCCGAAGUACCCACCUUCUUUAGGGGAAAAGUAUCAUUAUCCUAGCACCGGGAAACUUUACGGACAGAGCUUCCUUUGCAUAAGUGUCGAAGCUGAUCAGAUGGAAUCUAUUGGUCAACAGUUGCUACUAAAUGAGCCCCAUGUUUAUUCGUUUCAAAUCCCUAGUAGUUUGAGGAAUCGUUUUCCAAAGCUUGUUGAAGUGUCCGAGAUGAAAACUGAUGACACGCCUCCACAUUACAGUAUUCUAGACGUGAAGUCUCGUGGUGGCACUAUUUUUCGCUCAUUUGCCAAAAAUCGUUUUUUUAAAAAGGAAUUGUAUGCCGAUUUGAUAGCCCCUAUGCUGCAAGUUAGCCUCUUGGUUGAAACCUGGCAACAUGGGGCCGGGAAUUUACCGGAUAGCUGUUUACAUUUUCCUGUUUUUAAUAUCAAAGCUGUAAAAGUGAUAGGAGAUUAUCGUUUCGAAACACUAAAGGAUCAUUCUAAAUGGGCUGUUUCUGGAAAAUCUGAAACAGAUUAUGUUUGCGUAGGUGACAUCAACCGGCAGGAACAUCAAAAAGAGCGCGGCGGCGGAAGCGUCUGCAGCCAGCUGAGUGUGGUCGCUGACGUAUAUCGAGGGUCCGUUGAAAACGUCGAAAGCUGUCCGCCGGAUUUGUGAGGUAAGCGAUGCUGUUCCUCAUUGUCGAAUUUUAUUUUGAUUUUUUAUUUCCUCAUUUAUUUCAACUGUGGCGGAAUAGGAAAAAUGAAAUUUAUACUUUAAGCCGGUU
This is a messenger RNA of Sabethes cyaneus, 1217 nucleotides long. It is a transcript of the gene DNaseII, whose product is annotated as plancitoxin-1. Lineage: Eukaryota; Metazoa; Arthropoda; Insecta; Diptera; Culicidae. The transcript has 2 exons. The coding region runs from base 53 to 1108 and encodes 351 amino acids. Gene Ontology annotation, molecular function: deoxyribonuclease II activity. The record is from RefSeq and is a predicted model, not a curated record. Gene Ontology annotation, biological process: apoptotic DNA fragmentation.